AUCACAUCAAGCCAAACAGCAAAAUCAAAAUCAUCGUUGAUGAACAGAAAAGAGCACAUUUGUGUGCAUUUGCGACCACAAAAAUCACUGCAGGAGAAGAAAUUAUGUUUGACUACGGGGAUCCUGACUGCCCAUGGAGACAUAAAACCAGUACUUCCCUGUGCAGAGAGAUCAAGGAAUCACGAUGGAAGAAUUCAUUUGAAAACCUUGACCUAAAGCCUGGCAUGAUGAAAAUUGAUGACCUUGUUAUCAACACAGAAAUAAAGAUUGAAAAUGGAUGCAAGGCUGCUGAGAUUUUCCCAGGACUUUUUCACAACUGCAAAGUUGCAGUGAAACGAGUUGCCAAACAUAUUUCCAAAAUUGAAAUGGAAAUGGCUAAUUUCCUGUGUUCAGAAAAUUUUAAAGCAGAACAUCUUCUGAAACCCAUUGCGGUGUUGGAAGACACAUACUUUGCCUAUUUUGUCUCUCCUCUUUGUGAAUACAAUCUAAUGGAGCUGAUUGAAAACAAGGAUUUUCCUGAGAGAAAAGGGCUGACAGAGCAUCGAAGACUGGAGAUCUGCCAGGAGUUAUUGCAAGGACUUCAGGAACUGCAUUCACAUGGAAUUUUGCACAGAGACCUGAAGCCUGAAAACAUUUUGUUUGAUAUCAACAAUAAAAUGUACAUAGCAGACUUUGGAGCAAGCAGAAAACUGGAUCUGGCACAAACCACAUUUUCUUGGUCAAGUUAUGAAGAUGUUGGGGGCAUGCAGUACAAAUACAAGAGAGAAUCAGAUAUCCAGGUAGCAGGAUGCUUGGUCCAUUACAUCCUGACGGAUGGGAAACACCCUUAUCAGACAACUACACCCUACGCCAAGGAUCCAUUUGGUCUAUCUCACAAUGUCAGAACGAGUAACUUCACUCUUCAAUGUGAUGAAAGACAAAAAAAUAUCUUAAGCAGAAUGCUGAGCAAAUCAAUGGAAGAGCGUCCUACUAUUGAGGAAUGCCUUCAGGCAUUCAAAAGUUUCGAUCACCAGUCUGAUCAAACUGGAACCACAAACAGCUACAGCAAUAAGAAUGGAAAUAAAGACAGAGCCCAUAUAGAUAAUUGCUUUCCUCAAGCACAAGAUGAGAUGGACAUCCCAGAGAAUCUUUGCAGUUAUGUGACAGAUUCAUAUUCCCACACUGAAGAGGAAUUAUCUGAGUGUGAAACGAACAACACAGAACAACAGGUAUACCCUUUCCUGGAAACGUCAGAGGAAGAAGAAGACAAAGAAGAAGAAGAAAAAGAAAGCAAAACAAAACAAGCACAAGGGAAAGUAGCAGAAGAAAAAGCCAUCCAAGGAAAACCGCUUACAAAGGCUAGGAUGGAAAUGGAUGAAUGUGCCCAAGGUUGUGCAUCUCAACAACAAAAUAUGAUCAAAGUGAAAGUAUCCUCAAACACGCCAUAUCAAGGAAUCUAUGACAAAAAGAAUUUCUGCCUUUACUGUGAAAAGCCUUAUGCAAAAAUCACAAGACAUCUGAUACAGAAACAUUCUAGAGAGGUUGAAGUUGCAAAGGCACUGUCAUGUAAGCAAGGCUCAGCCAAGCGUAAUCUUUUUUUAACCAAAGUAAGGAACAUGGGAAACUACCACCAUAAUAGUUCAGUCCUAUCCUCUGGAAAAGGGGAGAUCAUUCCAAAAAGACAAGCAACAUCUGUGUCAACAGCAACUGACUAUCUGCCUUGCAAGUUUUGCUUUGCUAUGUAUAUCAAAACAGACCUCUGGAGACAUCAUAAGCGUUGCAAAUUACAAGUAAAAGACAAUAUGCCAGUGAAGCGGAAGGUUCAGGCAAGCUGUUCCCUGCUGUUGCCCAUGGACUCAACAAUUUCCAGUGGACUUCAAAAAAUAAUUGAAGACAUGACAUAUGAUGAUAUAACACAGGUGGUAAAAUCGGAUUCGUUGAUUCUGUCAUUGGGUGAGAGAAUGUUCCUCAAAAAUGGAGAAGUUGGAUGACACCGGGCAGAUAUUAGAAAUAAGAUGAGGGAACUUGCCAGACUUCUUCUGGUAGCAAGAGCCAUUGACAAGGACAUUGUUGCUUUAAAGGACUUGAUCAACCCAGCAAAGUUUAACACAGUACUUGAAGCUGUGAAAAAGAUGACCGGAUUUGACAGCUCUACAAACAGAUUUUCAGUUCCUUCAACAGCACUGAAACUGCGACAUUCCCUUGUCAAAGUGUCAUAUAUAUUGCAAGGGGAGGCUUUACGUCAAGAGGAUGAUGCUUUAAAGGGAAGAGCAGUGCACUUUAGCAAGUUAAUUGAACUGGAAUGGACAAUCCAUGUGUCAUCAAAUGCACUGAAAACAUUAUACCAGAAAAAAUGGAAUAGCCCACAAACGCUGCCUCUAGCUGAAGACAUCAAGAAGCUUCAGGAUCACUUAAAGUGCCUAGAGAAGGUCAACAAAAAAGCACUCAUUGACCAUCCAUCCCAAAGGUCAUGGAGUGAUCUCUCCCAAGUGACUCUGGCACAGCUCAUUUUAUUCAAUCGACGUCGUGAAGGUGAGGUUUCUAGGAUGGAAGUUACAACAUAUCUGCAGAGAAACCAACACAAUAUGCAAGAUGAAAUUCUGGAGAGUCUUUCACCUUUUGAGAAGAAACUAUGUGAGAAUCUCACCAGAGUAGAGGUACGAGGGAAAAGAGGUCGCAAAGUACCAAUACUAUUUCCAGUAAAUGUAAAAGAAUCAGUGGACCUUCUAAUUAAAACUAGAGAGGACGCUGGGAUUUCCCCUAGUAAUCCCUACAUAUUUGCACGCCCUUAUUAUGGAUCACAAGAGAACAUGCGUGGAUGUGACAGCUUAAAGCGAUAUGCCGAAAGCUGUGGAGCGAAACAUCCAGAAAAUAUCACUUCCACUAAGUUGAGAAAACAUGUAGCCACAGUUUCUCAGCUACUGAACUUAAAAACGCAUGAACUCGACCAGCUAGCCACAUUCAUGGGACAUGACAUUGACGUCCAUAGGGAGUUUUAUAGACUCCCUGAAGAAACGUUGCAAAUGGCAAAAGUGAGCAGAAUUCUUUUUGCCUUGCAAAGUGGAAUCAGCAAAUUUCAAGGAAAAUCCCUGGAGGACAUAACACCUAACAUAAACUUUGAGGAGGACUCCAACUCAGAGGCAGAGGAUGUUAAUUUAAAAAAACAGACAAAUCAAGAAGGAAAUAGUGACACAGAGGAUUAUCUUUCUGAAAUAAGGGCUGCCAACUCAGGAAAGACUUCAGCCUUCAGCCUUGGAUACAUCAGUAAAUCACUAGUGCCAUUAAAUCAAAAAGUAAAACCCAGAAAGCCCUGGUCAGAAACAGAGAGGAAAGUCAUAGAACACUGUUUCAAGAACUACUUUAAGGAAAUGAAGGCUCCUGGAAAAGUGGACUGUGAAAAAUGCAUAAAUGAAAACAAGAUUUUAAAGGAUAAUGGAAGAGAUUGGAAAGCAGUUAAAUACUUUGUGCACAACAGAAUAAAUUCAAUGAAGAGAAAUUUGGGUCAACAGUAUUGAGCCCAUAAACCAUGAGAGCUUGCGAUGUGGAGUAUCAAUGUUGAGUCAUAAUUGUGCCACAACAUUGAUAGUCCAUGUAAAUGGAGCAUCAUUGUGUCAUAGCAUUGAAAUGAUUGACUACAGCUGUUUUCAGUUGCUGUUUUUAGUUACUGUUUGGGCCUCUGUUUUGGAAUGACCUGUUAUAACUUUGAUGUAAGCCACUUUAAAAUUGCACUAUUUUAAAAAUAUGUUUAAAAUACACAUAUUUUAUAAUUUUCAUUUUGAUUUUUUGUUUUACUUUUCUUUAUACUAUCUAUACUAAUUUUAAUAUAAUUAUCUACAUUAUUAUUUCCUGCAAAGCAAAACGCACCUUCUACAUAAAGUACUACAGAAAAAAAUUGUAUUAUUUAAUGGUAUUGUUAUUAUUGUUGUUUAUGUAGCCACUCAUCACUGAGGGUGAAAAGUCUGCACUACCGCAGGGGGGGCUCUUUUAGAGAGCGUAUGAGAUUUUCUAGGUGAUAAAAUAGUUUAUCACUUGGAAAACCAUUUCCGUUGUCAGGAGUGCAGCAGAAGCAAGUGUCAAACCAUCAGUUUAGGAGUGUGUGUGGACUUUAAAUAAAGUUUGACUUGAUUUCAUUCAAAA
Messenger RNA from Cyprinus carpio (common carp), 4116 nucleotides. RefSeq lists its product as uncharacterized. The record is from RefSeq and is a predicted model, not a curated record. Lineage: Eukaryota; Metazoa; Chordata; Actinopteri; Cypriniformes; Cyprinidae. Gene Ontology annotation, biological process: protein phosphorylation. Gene Ontology annotation, molecular function: ATP binding; protein kinase activity.